AUGCCCAAGAUCGUGGUGGUGGAUGCGACAAUGCUGCGUGCCUACUGGAACCAAAGGCAAGCCGAUGCAGAUAUUGGCGACAAGAGCCACGAGAAGACUCAAAAGACCGACAUUAAUGACAAUAACAGGCAGCCCAAGAAGACGAUUCUGAAAAUCAAAAACCCAUAUGCCGCCGUCCCACAACAGCAACAACAGCAGCAGCAGCAUUCGCAUUGGAUUAAACAGCUUCGACUGCUCUGCAUUGUUCUAUGGGCGCUAAUCUUGCCCCUACCCGGCCACGCCCAGCAGCAAAAGUUUCGCACAACGCCGCACGAUCUGCAGGUGCUGGAGGGCGCCGAGGCGAUGAUGCGCUGCGAGGUGGCCAACGUGGCCGGCGCCGUGCAGUGGACCAAGGAUGGCUUCGCCCUGGGCUUCUCAGCUGUGAUACCCGGCUUUCCGCGCUACUCCGUGCUGGGUGAUCGCAAACAGGGUGUCUACAAUCUGCGCAUAUCCAAUGCCUCCAUCAAUGAUGAUGCCGAGUAUCAGUGCCAGGUGGGGCCAGCGCGCCUCAACUCGGCCAUUCGGGCGAACGCCAAGCUGACCGUCAUAUCGCCACCCUCAUCGAUCGAGAUCAAAGGCUACAGCCACAACUCCAAGGUGGAGGUGCGCGAGAAUCAGGACCUCACGCUCAAAUGCAUCGUUGCCAAUGCGAAGCCGGAAGCGCAAAUCGUUUGGUAUCGAGGAAACGUCGAAUAUAAGCCAGAUAAACGCGACGAUAAGGUGGAGGAAUCGACACCAAAACGCUAUACGACAACCUCCAGCCUGAAGCUGAAGCCCGGCGCGAACGAUGACUAUACGGAAUACACCUGCCAAGCGAAGCACAAGGCUCUAUCACCGGAUAUGCCCAUGCGUGCCACCGUGCAACUGUCCGUGUUGUAUCCACCCGGACCACCCUAUAUCGAGGGCUAUUCGCCCAGCGAGACACUGCGACGCGGCCAGACGGUGGAGCUGAUUUGUCGCAGUCGCGGCGGCAAUCCGCCCGCGCAGCUCAUCUGGUAUAAAAACAACUCGCAGAUACGUAUGGCCUACAGAACCUCGGGCCGGCUGUCGGAAAACAUUUACACAUUUACCGCCGAGGCGAGCGACAACAAGGCGCGCUUCCGAUGCGAGGCGAGCAAUGUGAUGUCCCAGACACCGCUCAAGGCGGAAGUGGAUUUGACUGUUCUAUUCGCACCUUCGCAAGUGACGGUGACGGGUCCGACGGAGGCACGCGUCGGCGACGUUGUGCCCUUGACAUGCGCUACAGCGCCAUCGAACCCGCCCGCCGAGAUCAAGUGGAUGGUUGGUGGCCGCCAGAUACGCAAUGCCACAUCGAAGACUGCCGUCAGUGCCGAAGGCGGCUGGACAACCAGCUCGAACAUCACGACCAUCGUGGAGCCCAAUAAGCGUUCCCUGGUGGUCAUCUGUCAUGGCCUCAACAUGCAGCUCACCGAGAAUGUUGUCUCCACGCACACGAUUAACGUUCUAUAUCCGCCCGCGCCGCCAUUAAUUUCGGGCUAUAUGGAGGGACAAAUUAUACCAGCCGGGUCGGUGCAAAAACUGCUCUGUGUCUCAUCGGGCGGCAAUCCGCUGGCAACGUUAACGUGGUAUAAAAACGACAAGCGGAUCAACUCCGUCAUUCGGGCCGCAGACAAAUCCGUUUCGGCCGAAAUAACUAUUUUGGCCAACGUCACCGACAACCAGGCGCAAUACCGUUGCGAGGCCUCGAACAGCGCCACGGAGAUACCACUUUUUGAGUCUACUACGCUGAGUGUUCACUUUGCGCCAGAGACGGUAAAAAUACGCAUUGAACCGGAAGAGCUGCGACCUGGCAUGGAGGCGACCAUCAUUUGCGACUCGAGCUCGAGCAAUCCACCGGCAAAGCUGUCCUGGUGGAAGGAUGGGAUUUCCAUUGAAGGCAUUAAUAACACGUCCAAGCCAGGCCUCUGGGGCGGCACGGUCUCCACGCUCGAAUUCAGGCUAAACAUCACCCAGGAAAUGAACGGUGUGGUCUACACUUGCCAAAGCGCCAACGAGGCAUUGCAGCGCAGCGUCCACGAGGCAAUCAGCCUGAAUGUGCUGUAUCGUCCCAAGUUUGUGCCGCCGCCCUCGUUGACGUCAGUUGGGCUAGAGGGUGAGUCCUUGCAGGUACCGCUGCAGGCCAAUGCAAAUCCUGCCCUAAUAAGCUACACUUGGACAAAGAACGGCACACCCAUACCGCAAGAUACCAGCGGCAGCGUCUCCGCCGGAGAGCAUCGCAUCUUUGCGGAUGGCGCUGUCCUCAACUUUACCAAAUUGCAUCGCGAAGAUUCCGGCGUCUACUCGUGCACGGCCAGCAACUCCCAGGGCAAGGCCAGCAUCAACAUAACCGUUGUGGUGGAAUAUGGCACCGCCAUUAAGUCCGUCUCGGAGAAUAUCAUUGUCAAUCCGGGCGAGGAUGCCAUGUUGUCCUGCACCGUUGAGGGAAAACCGCUCGCCGACGAACAUGUCAAAUGGGAGCGAGUGGGCUACGACAUGAAAGUAAAGACCACAACAACCUUUACCAAUGGCACCGCCUAUCUGCACAUUAAGAACGCGCAGCGCGAAGAUGUCGGAAACUUUCGGUGCGUGGCCGACAACCACGUGGCCAAUCCCACCAAUAGAGAUGUGCUGCUUAUAGUCAAGUUCGCGCCGGAGAUCGCCAAGUCGCCGACGCUGCUGCGAGCCGCGAGCGGAACUGGGGAGCGCGGACGACUACCCUGCCGAGCGCAGGCCUCUCCGAAGCCGCAGUUCAUUUGGCGCCAGGACGGCAAAGAUCUGCCCAUCAAUCACACAUUCAAAUACGAGCUGGAGGAGCGUAAAAUCGACUCGCUCACCUACGAGUCGUCGCUGAUUGUUGAGAAGGUGGCGCCCGCCGACUAUGGCGCCUACGAGUGCGUGGCCCGCAAUGAGUUGGGCGAGGAUGUCGAAACGGUUCGUCUGGACAUUACCUCCCAGCCAGAGCCACCGCUCAGUCUUAAUAUACUGAACGUUACCCAUGACACUGUCACCGUAGCCUGGACGCCGGGUUUUGAUGGCGGCCUGAAGGCCUCCUAUCGCGUCCGAUACCGGAUGGCCGACCGCGAGCAGUACAAAUACAUUGAUGGGCUUCCCAACAGCCACAAGCUGACCAUCGGGGGGCUGCGGAUGAAUACGCUGUAUCUGUUUUCGGUCAUGUCGUGGAAUGAUUUGGGCCAGAGCUCCUACCUGCCGGAUUUGGCGCGUGCCCAGACCAAAGAAGCGCCGCCUCCCUCGCAACCGGCUUCCUCGCUGGGCGGUGGACCGCCAACCACUAGUCAGACACCGCUGGGUGGCACAUCGGGCAUACUGCUAGUCGGCAUCGCGGCGGGAAUUACAUUGGUUCUGCUCAACGUGCUUCUCAUCGGCUGCUGUAUUCACAAGCGCAACGAGAAGCGUCUUAAGCGAGGACUUGAAAUGAUGCCAGCCGAGUUAACUGAGGAUUCCAGCAACACGCCGAAUCUGGUCAUAAUUGGCAUCUCUCUGGCGGCAUUCGGAUUUCUUUUGGUCAAUGCGGCGCUCGUCGCUUGGUUCUUUGUACAUCAGCGUCGGAAAAAAGUGGCGGAAACUACAAAUCAACCAGGCAAAACGGCGACCAUCGAAAUGUACGCGCCCAGUUCGUACAAUGACACCGUCACCGGCGAGACACUGUCCAGCGUGUCGGAGAAGAGCGAGUCCUACUCCAAUGAGGGCAGUCAACCGGAAUAUAUUGACGAAGCACGCAAGAAGGCGGCAUCGACAUAUCUGGUUGAGAGCACGGACAUGCCACCACCCAGAUACCAAAAGGAUGGCACACUGCCAGCAUUAUAUCCAAAUAAUAUGGUCAAUGCCUGCACGCUACCACAUCCGCGGCAUAACAACGGGCACGCAGCCGCCCUUGCCGCCGCCGCCGCCGCCGCUGGCCACAUGACGCGCGACGAUCAGAUGCUCAUCAGCAAGGGCGUCUAUAUUCCGUCCCCAUCGCCAGCACCGCCAACGGAUGGCUCCUACUACAACAUGAACAGCGACAGAUAUUUGUCGUAUCCGCCAAUGGAAUACCCGACAACACUGGACUUCAGUGGGCCGCCGCUGCCGCUGGCGCAUCUGCAGCCGAUGCCCAUUACGGUGACCUCACAGGCGGCGCUGCUGGCGAGCAAUGGAGGCGCCACGCUUAUGGGCAAUGGCAGCGCCGUGGGCGGUUCGGGCACAUUGCGUCGCGGUAUAUUGCGCGGCGUUGUGGGCGUGCCGCCGCCCGAUGUUACGCAUCACACCUCAGCCGGCGGCACGCCAUCCAUGCAAAUCAUGCACGACCUGCAUCCGGUCAAUCUCAGCGCGACAACGCUGACAACUAGCACCACGCUCAAUGGCAGCAUGACGACGGCGCUGCCAUUGACAACGGCCACGCUGCCUCGCCAGCCGCACGGCAUCCUCAAGGAUCCCAAUCGCAACAAGCAGCAGCAACAGCAGCAACAGCAGCAGCAGCAGCUGCUUAACGCCAGCCUGGUGGGCGUGCCCGUCUCCGCGGGCGUUGGCAGCCUCCAGAUCCUGAAUCUGCCCGUGACCAGCGCGGCGCUGGGCAACAACUUGCUGAUGACAACCAGCGCCACCUACGACCCCGCCUCGCUCAGCAGCUUCAAUGCGAGCGGAGCCGGCGGCGUACCGGUAGCCUACACAGAUGCGGACGGACAUCUCGUAUAGCUAUAGGCAGAGACUGGGGCCAGCACUGAAACACGGUACUGAGCAGCCAGCUGCCAUACAGGGAGACAGAAGAUGCCAGCCGUCAGCACCUGAGUGUUUGUCGGUCUGUUAGUCUGUCUGUCUUUCUGUCCAUUGAACAAGGUAACUUCUUGCAUCAUCUUCACAUAUACAUAUAUAUAACUAAAUGUACUCCACUCGACUCGUAGCUAGUUUAGAAGCUUUCCCUCUCUUCAGCGUGAAGUCUGUAUGAAUGUAUCCUAGACGUGUACUGUAGGCAAUUUCAAGUAACAACAACAACUGCCAGAUACCCUGCAACCGAAAAGUGACGGGAGAGGGCCUAAACUGUGUCUAUAUACCAUCGAUAUUUGUCGAUAUUAUUCAAAUGGGUUGACAUAUCAGGUUGAUUGUCAUAUAUACGGCUCGAAGUUCUUCCUUCUGCCUGUUACACACAUUAGCCAGAAUAUUCACACCCCACUGUGAAAGGCUACAGGGUAUGAGAACAACGAGUGCCCCAUUACCUUAUUCAAAUCAGCUACAGAAUUAGUUUAUGUUAAUUUUUAAAACGAAACUCACUCCCCAUAAAACAUUGGACUGUGUUUAUUCAGAUAACCAGCCCAGAGAUCUCAUUGCCUGGAGACUGGUCAGCCGGUCGGUCCGUCAGUCCGUCAGUCGCUUCGCCGAUUGCUGCUUGAGGAUUUGCGUUUUUCUAAUUAGCUUGGCAGCAGCAGCAAUAACAACAGCUAUAACGAAAAACUUUGAGCGGGUGGCUCCGGGGGAAAGGCGGAAGGCGGUCAAAAUUUUUGAAAUUAGUUCAGUGGAACGAAGACAACAGCCGCGCAGCCGUUUGACAGCUCCCCGGGGCGUGCUCAGGCCUCAAGUCGAUGGGCACGUGAUUGCGCCGGGCGCACUGGGCGUGGCAAGCAAAUAAACGAACGAAAAAACACACAGUUGACAGCAGCAGCAGCGGCAGCAGCAGCGGCAGCGACAGCAGCGGCAGGUUACGGCGAGCGAUUAGUUGGCCCCAACUCCUUGAACUGUUGCUGAAGGUUAGUGCGCCAUAUUGAAGACUCCCGGACGGGGCACUCCCCCGGAGCAUAACCAAAACAAACAUAGCUAGUGGCUCCUCUAAUAACACAAAGCACCAAAUGGAGCAGCUGAUGCCGCGCCCAGCAAUGGCCGGGCACAUUAUGUGCAGGCACCGCAGUUGCCACAUUCAAAGGCUUCCGCACAGCUACGACUGCUCUGUUGCCGCCUCCGAUUGCGAUCUAUGGGUGCUUAUAGGUAUCAUUGCCAUACCCCAACCCAGAUACCCCGCCCACCGCGCCCCCCAAUCCGGACCCAGUCUUAAGUGCUUGCCGCACAUUUGCUGCUCGUCGCAGCUCAGCGAGCGUGACAUGCUCCUCAUCUUGGGGACGCCAUUAACUUCUGCUGCUGCUGCUGCUGCUGCUGCUGAUGCUGCUGGCCGCGCUGGAGCACAUCAUGACAAUUCUAUUAUGUAGCAUCAAUGCAGUGUAGAGCCCCGCAACCCCUACGCUCAGCGCCCUGCAACUGCCACCCUUUUGCCAAGGGCAAAAGUAGACAUAUCCAAGGAGAUAU
Messenger RNA from Drosophila novamexicana, 6327 nucleotides. RefSeq names its product nephrin (gene sns). Gene Ontology annotation, cellular component: cell-cell junction. Bases 1 to 4731 code for a protein of 1576 amino acids. Gene Ontology annotation, biological process: cell-cell adhesion. The record is from RefSeq and is a predicted model, not a curated record. Lineage: Eukaryota; Metazoa; Arthropoda; Insecta; Diptera; Drosophilidae. Gene Ontology annotation, molecular function: cell adhesion molecule binding. The transcript has 23 exons.